This is a messenger RNA of Trypanosoma conorhini, 1677 nucleotides long. Its product is annotated as ubiquitin hydrolase. Gene Ontology annotation, biological process: protein deubiquitination. The record is from RefSeq and is a predicted model, not a curated record. Gene Ontology annotation, molecular function: cysteine-type deubiquitinase activity. NCBI's taxonomy places the organism in Eukaryota, Euglenozoa, Kinetoplastea, Trypanosomatida, Trypanosomatidae. Bases 1 to 1677 code for a protein of 558 amino acids. The transcript has a single exon.
AUGCUAAGUAUUCCGCUAGACUGUGAAUGUUCCUACGAGGAGUUUAGAAAAACAAUAUAUUAUCAUGCGGAAACCUUUGACAUCCCGGAUCUCCCGCCGGAGAAGCACCUUAUAGUGUGCGAAGAGGUAUAUAAGAAGGCGAAUGAGGAGCUUGAUGCGAGAGUUUUUGAUCUUGCUUACUACUAUUUUUGGAGGUGCCUUAAAAUUAUUGAGAGGACCGGACUCCGCAAGCAACUGAGUGGUGCAAAACCGCUAAUGGGCAAGUGUCUGGACUCCAUCGAACGGCUAGAUAAAAAUGAGUUGUUGCAAUUCUACGCGGAAAAGAUACGAGAGGUUAGGGAACACAAGGAAGAAAGGAAGCGCAUGGUUGAGAAACAGCUUCUUCCUGAUGAAGUUGAGCAUGGAUCGUUGGGGGAUAACCACCAUAAGCUACGGCAGGAGCUUUCUGUGAAGGAGGACACGCAGGUUGAUGACGUACUAAAAACAAUAAGAAAUUUGCAAAUACACACGCAUCCCUCUCAAAAGCAGGAAUCUAAGAGACGUUAUUGGGAUGAUCGGAAUCGUGAACGUGUUGCUGUUUCCAAUGAUGACAUAGCUCCUCAUAGCAAUAUCCCAAAUGCGUCACCUAAUGCUUAUCUUGUUUGGAAAUUUAACACUGGCGCUUUACCUGUCUCUAGUCCUAGACGAGGAAUGGUGAAUCUUGGGAACACUUGCUAUCUUAACAGUGUUAUUCAAAUGAUUUCUGUGACAUCCUUGGCGAAAUAUUUUCUUCGGGAUGCUUACCAAAAUAGGAUUGCUAAUGCUCACAAUGGGGAAUUAAGACUUGUAAACUCCUUCAGUUUUCUGAUGCGUGAACUAUACCGAUCUGAUUGUAAGGGUCCAGUUAGUACAUCAAGUUUUAAAACUGCUGUCGGUGAAAUUUAUAGCUCGUUCCAAGGCCACUCACAGCAAGAUGCAAAUGAGUUUCUUCGAGUCUUGUUGGACAACAUCCAUAACAGCCUGAACAGUCGGAAAGCUGUCAUGGAUGAAGUUCCUGAGAUAGACACAACAAAAGGUAGUGAUAAGGAGAUGUCAGAACGCAACUGGAAUUAUUAUAAAAAGAAGAAUAAUUCCGUGAUUGUAGAUAAAUGUGCGUUUCAAGAGAGAAGUUCUCUUCUAUGCCCUUCUUGUAAUAAAAUUAGUAGGUCGUUUACCCCUUCAUUAGGGUUGGAGGUACCCAUUCCUUCUCGCAGGGGUAAGGUAAGCAUCGAGGAUUGCUUGCAGGAAUAUUGCAAAGAAGAAACACUUGCUGCAGACUCACUGUAUACAUGUCCUUCUUGUAAAAAACGGGUUCCUGCUUCAAAACAGCUCUUGUUAUAUUCAUUGCCUAGUAUUUUGUUUCUGACAAUUAAACGUUUUCGCAAUUAUGCUGAUUUCUCAGACAAAAUCGAUGUGCCCGUAGUUUUUCAGAAGGAAUUAAAUAUGUCCUAUUUUAUGUGUUGUACCGAUGUGAAAAAUACGCUAUACACCCUUGUGGGGGUUGUAAAUCAUCGGGGAAAUAUACAUGGGGGACAUUAUACCGCGGACUGCCGUGGCGACGAUGGAGUCUGGUUUUCAUUCAGUGAUGAAAAUUUCUUCAAGGCCGAGGAGCCAAACUACCAACUAGCGUAUAUGUUAUGUUAUAUACGCAAUACUUGA